GGGAGGGGGUGGAGGAGGCUGUCAGGGGUUCUCUGGGAGACUUUGCAUCUUCCAUCCUCUUCUCCAUUCAUCCCUCCACCACUCCACACCCCUCUCCCCCAGUCUUGCCUCACUAGGCCUGGCUGGAAGGAUGAAUCCCUGCGAAGAGGCUCUCUCCAGCUUGCUCCUGGAGGAUGUCAGGCAGAGGCUGCGGAAAGCGUUCAGGGGUCCCGGGACGGCUUCGGCCCCACAAUCGUCAAGGUUGACAGCAAAUCAGGACAGAGGGAAGAGAACCGUGGCUGUCCAGGAGGAGCUGCGCAGGGCACACAUAGAGGGAGCCAUUGCCUGGCUGCGAGUAGAACUGUUGGAGAUGAGGUCUCAGAACCACCAGCUUGCCCAAACCCUGCUGGAUUUAAGCACAGGCAUACAGAGGCUGAGAAAUGAAACUGAGAUGACGGCGCCUCUAGAGUCGAAGACCCUGAGCAUCGCUGAAGGCCAGGAAUAAUAAAAAAAACUCACCUGCUCUUCAAGGCAUACAUUGUGAAAAUGCAACAUGCACAUCUUGUCCGGAUGGGAACAUUUUUAUGUCACUCAGUUAGAUCCAAUGUGGAGGCUGGAUGUGUGACUUGAAUAUGCCACACACCCCUUAAAGCAGGGGUGUCAAACUCGCGGCCCUCCAGAUGUUCAUGAACUACAAUUCCCAUCAGUCCCUCCCAACACGAGCAUUGGCUAUGCUGGCAAGGGCUGAUGGGAAUUGUAGUUCAUGGACAUCUGGAGGGCCGCGAGUUUGAUAUCUGUGCCUUAAAGGAAAACCUCCAGUUAAUUUGGGAGGGAGGUAUUUAAGAAUUCGGUGCUGAAGCUAACCUUGGAGUCGCAACCAAAGUGAGGCCCACUUUUCAAACAGCUGCAAAUGUAAUCUGCAUCGGUUUCAUUCCCCUUGGCAGCCAGAAUUUAUCCCCAAUUUCUUGGAUCACCCAUUAACUGCAAUUUUCAAGCAUUUCAAUGUUUUAUGUUGCAUACCAGAAAAUGAUAACUGCUAUGGAAUGUUUCAUCUUUUAGAUUUGUUUUUACAUGUCUAAUAGUAUUUUAGGUUUUAUGCUAGAGUCAGUUAAAUUACAGGGCUGAUGUUGAAUAAUGAAUGCACCACAUAUUGGGGCUGAAUGCAAAGCAAAUUCAAUGGGCCCAAACUAUUAAACCUUCAACUAUU
Messenger RNA from Sphaerodactylus townsendi, 1186 nucleotides. RefSeq names its product alanine and arginine rich domain containing protein (gene AARD). The coding region runs from base 131 to 484 and encodes 117 amino acids. NCBI's taxonomy places the organism in Eukaryota, Metazoa, Chordata, Lepidosauria, Squamata, Sphaerodactylidae. The record is from RefSeq and is a predicted model, not a curated record. The transcript has 2 exons.